This is a messenger RNA of Cloeon dipterum, 3903 nucleotides long. It is a transcript of the gene Ube4B, whose product is annotated as Ubiquitination factor E4B. Gene Ontology annotation, biological process: protein polyubiquitination. The coding region runs from base 135 to 3389 and encodes 1084 amino acids. The transcript has 18 exons. Gene Ontology annotation, cellular component: cytoplasm; ubiquitin ligase complex; nucleus. NCBI's taxonomy places the organism in Eukaryota, Metazoa, Arthropoda, Insecta, Ephemeroptera, Baetidae. Gene Ontology annotation, molecular function: ubiquitin-ubiquitin ligase activity. The record is from RefSeq and is a predicted model, not a curated record.
CUCUCUGAGCCUCGGACGUCACACACCAGGAUUUAUCCCAGCUGGCCAUUGUUAUUUGUGUGCUGCUGCUUGUAGUAUGAGAGUCUGAAUUAACAAAAGUUAACCACACGCCAGCUAAUCAAACUUUGAUAAACAUGGACGAACUUAGCCCAGACGAGAUUCGUCGCCGUAGACUAGCAUACCUCGGUUCUGGUUCGGACCCAGCUGCUCCCAACCAGGUGGCAAAUAGAACGCCAUCGCCUGAUGCACUGAACCUCGAAAUUCCCGAAUUCUCUGCUCCAAAUCCCGUCGCCAAGCCAGAUGUCGAAAAGAUGGACGUGGAUGAUUUAACUCUUCCUUCCAGGGGUGCAAGCAUUGAUUCUGGGAAGAGUCAGGGACUGCAAUUAGAGGUCGAUUCUGGAUUUGAAAACAUGGAAGUUGAGGACUCGGAGGUCAAAAUCUCACGAAAAAGAACCACAAGCUCUUCUUCAGGGAAACAAGCUAUGGACGAUGAAACCUUCAUCCAGUCUGUGUGUAGAAAGGUGUUUCGGUCGGAGUGCGAGCAAUCCCCUAGCAACUUGAGCAGUCCAGAUCUGAUCAACCAGUUCUUGGUUAAUGGACUUCUUGAUGCUCCAAACUCUGAUGACAGCCCUGUGUUCAAAUCUGAUGAAGAUUUGACCAUCCCAAGUCCCUCCACGUCUACUCCAGAUGAGGAUGCUGGUGUCAAAAAGGAGUCUUCUAACUCUUCUCGCAUGCUGCGCUAUCUUCUUGAGUCCUACACCAGGGUAGCUUAUGAAGAACGAACACAGCCCAAGAAGUUCAGUUCCCCUCCCAUGUGCGGAGUCCUUGUGGAGAUGCGAGCCCAAAUUGUGCAGUACGCCGCUCUCGUUCUCACCGGCCAGUUUGAAACCGAAGAAAAGCCAUCGUCAACAUGUUCUUCCUUACUUUUGGAGCCCCUCAUUUCACAAAGUCUGCCAAGGGGCUUCCUGCAUGAAAUUGUUUUUCAUUUACAAGCUGUUGACCCAGAGAUGCUGGAUGAGACUUUCAGUCCCAUUCUCCAGGGUCUACAUAGAAUGAUGCAAAAUUCAUCUCUAGAUGGAAAAACUUACUUGCAGCCAGUAUCAGCUUUAUUGGAGCUGGUGGAAAUGAGAAAUGUUGAAGGGGCCAGACCAAUAUGCGGGCUUUUAACUAAACAGGUGCAGUUUUUGCCAGUGUGCAUCACUCCUGGCGUUGGUAGAGAAAUCUCGCGCACUUCCUUCCUGGGACCUUUCAUGUCUGUGUCUGUUUUUGAAGAGGACGACCCAAAAACGGCUGACAAGUAUUUCUCCAGCAGUCGCGCAGCAGAUAAAAGUCUCAUCAAGUCGCUCCAGCAGGAAGUGGAGCAUUUGAGGGCUCAGGUCCACAAAAUUGUGCACACCGUGCUGGUCAAUUCUCCUACGAGAGAAGUGGCACUGAAUUUCUUGGCGCGUGUACUCAAGUUAAAUGAUAAGCGAGCUCAGAUCCACGGAGAGGAAAAACUAACUGCCGGCGAUGGUUUCAUGCUCAAUCUGCUGGCUGUGAUGCAGCUCUUGUCUGUCAAAAUCAAAAUAGACAAGGUUGACCCUAUGUACGUAUUCCAUCCAGACAGCCUUGUUGAUGUGACAAAUGAGACAAGACUGAAGUUUGAUUCGCAAGAGGCGACCGCUUGGUUAGAAGAAUUGAAAAAUUCCAAGGACCACUCGUGGCAGGAACCAAAAUUCAGCACAAGCUGCUGGUUUCUGACUCUUCACUGCCACCACUUAUCGCUUUUGCCUGCUUUCAACAAGCAUAAGCACAGACUACGAGCACUUCGUGAACUGACAAAAAUGGCGGAUGAGAUUCAAGGUAGUGAGGCUCAGUGGAAGGGCACACAAUAUGAAAGCAGGCACCGUGAAGUUCUUAAGAGAUACAAACACCAAAUAAAGAAACUGACCAAAAGAAAAGCCUGCUCAGAGGCUGGUCUAAUGGACGAUGUGCUCUUGCGAAGAGCCAUGGCGUUCUACAUCACGGUUGCCGAAUUCCUAAUGUCAAUCAUUUUGCCACCUGGAUCUUCCUGGAAGUGCAAGUCUAACUUCACUCUUCCUACAAGCGCGCCGAACAUUUUCUAUGCCUUCCCGGAAUGGUAUGUUGAGGACAUAGCUGACUUCAUCCUCUUUGGGCUGCAGUACUGCCCAGGCGUAAUAGUGGAGGGCGUGGACAACAGUCUCAUCACAUGGUUGCUUCUGAUGAUUUGUUGUCCGCAUCUCGCUCGUAGUCCAUACCUAGUAGCCAAACUGAUAGAGGUGCUAUUCGUCAUUUCCUCCGGAUCCCAGUCCAGCCGUGACCCUCUGCACGUCCACUUAAUGGAGCACCCUCUGUACGAAGUCUACCUCCCAUCAUGCCUCAUGAAAUUCUACACAGACGUGGAAUCAACUGGAGCUAACUCCGAGUUCUACGACAAAUUUACAAUCAGAUACCAUAUCAGCCUGAUCCUGAAGGACAUGUGGGAUAGUCCCACUCAUCGUUUAGCUAUUGUUAAAGAAUCUGGUUCAGGGAAGCAGUUUGUCAAGUUUAUUAAUAUGCUGAUGAAUGAUACAACCUUCCUCCUUGAUGAAAGCUUGGAGUCCCUUAAGAGGAUUCAUGAGGUGCAAGAAGCAAUGGACGAUAGGAGCACAUGGGAUCAGCAGACACCCGAGCAGCAACAAUCACGGCAGAGGCAGUUGACGCAAGACGAGCGACAGUGCCGGUCUUAUCUGACACUUGCCAGGGAGACUGUCGACAUGUUCCACUACCUCACCAUGCAGAUCAAGGAGCCCUUCAUGCGGCCUGAGCUAGUUGACCGGCUUGCUGCGAUGCUGAAUUUCAAUCUGCAGCAGCUGUGUGGACCGAAGUGUAAAAACCUGAAGGUGAAGAAUCCUGACAAGUACGGCUGGGAGCCAAGGCGACUCCUGAGCCAACUCGUGGACAUAUAUCUUCAUCUCGACUGUGAAAAGUUUGCAGCUGCUUUGGCUGGCGAUGAACGAUCUUUCAAGAAGGAGCUUUUUGAUGACGCGACCGUCAGACUGGAAAGGGCAAUUAUCAAAUCAAAACCUGAGAUAGAAAAGUUCAAAGAGUUGGCAAAGCGAGCCCAUGAAAUUGCAAUCCAGAACAUCAAGAAAGAGGUCGACUACAGCGAUGCACCAGAGGAAUUCAGAGAUCCGCUAAUGGACACCCUGAUGGACGAUCCUGUCAUUCUGCCGAGCGGCAAAGUGAUGGAUCGCGCCGUGAUUAUUCGCCAUUUGCUCAAUUCCUCGACCGACCCCUUCAACAGACAGCCACUUUCGGAAGACAUGCUGCAGCCAGCGACGGAACUGAAGCAGCGAAUUGAAGAGUGGGUGAAAGAGAAAGACAGCAACCAGCCAGGAAGCACUUGAGCGAAAUCAAAGUUUCAGCUUCAGCGGGACCAGAGGGGAAUUGAUCUUUUUACCAAGCUUUGCAUCAAUCAGACUGUUUAUGGUCCUUAUCAAUAGGAAUCAAGUGCUUCUACUUGCACAAUUAUUUUUAACAAUACAAUUUAACUUGAUUUUGCUGAUAAAAUUUAUAAUUUCAUUUGUUAAGUACUAAUCCACAUCACCGCCAACAUUCUCCCAGCAGCUUUUGUCAAAAUUACUGCAUACAAGUAAAUUCUGAAUCACAAAACCGCAUACACAUCUCUGUUCCUUUUCUUCAUCCAUGUUAAAAGCAGAUCUCAGUUAAAUUAAUCCUUGUGUGCAUUCUUGGUCGAUGAAUGGAUAAAGUGUGAUAAUUUGUAAAAUGACAAGGUCAAUGUGUAAAGUAGCCUGGUCCAUUUCGAAAAUAAAUCUGUCUAACUUGGAAUCGUUAACGUUGUAAUAUUAUACCUAUGUUCGGAUGGUUAAUAUCUCAAUAAGUAAACUUACUUUUAAUGAA